This is a messenger RNA of Closterium sp. Naga37s-1, 1947 nucleotides long. Lineage: Eukaryota; Viridiplantae; Streptophyta; Zygnematophyceae; Desmidiales; Closteriaceae. The record is from the annotation of a GenBank genome assembly.
AUGGAGGGCCUAGAUCUGCCGAUCUUCAUGUCGGAGGUUAAUCUGGACGAGAUCUCGGGAAUCUCGUCCGCAGAUUUUCUCCCAGAUCUCCCAGAAGAUAUGUUCGCGGAUCUCCCGUUAGACGUACCCUUCGAUAUAGUCACACUGUGUGAAGACUCGUCAGAUUGUGCAGCUAGGGAGGGGUUGAUCGACGCCCAUCCUUCUGAUGCUCGCUGUGAGGCUACAGCAGAUGCUUCUGCGAGUAACGUUGAACCAGCUUCUGCUGUCAGUUUCCCUGCUUCCUCACCACCUCCCCCCACCACGCCCGGAAACCCCCCAUUGAUCCCCUCUUCCUCCCCCUCAACCUCCCCCAGUCCGCUCCUCAAGCUUCCCCCUUUCCACCCCCACCAGCCGCUGCUCCGCGCUGCUCCCCCUUCCGGGGGUGGAAGAGGAGAGGCGGUUGAGGAGGGAGGAGUGGUGAAGGGGGAAAGAGGAGAAGCAGCAACAGCAGCAUCAGCAUCAGGCUUAAUCGGGGGCAAGAGGGGCGCAGCAGGCGUGAACCAGCAAAUGGCAGCAGCAGUGGCGCUGAAUCGGCUGCUGCAGCAGAGGCAGAUGCUCAGUAACCCGGCAAACAAUCCCAAGCAGCAACUGCUACUCAGAGCUCUCACCGCUGCUGCCACCACAGGCUCGGGCGUUCCGCCAGCUGCUCUUGUCUCGGUCAUUGCAGCCUCGGCAGCAGCCUCGGGGGCUGCCUCGGCAGUUGCCUCGGCAGGAGCUUUGUCAGCAGGUUCGGAAGCAGGUUCGGGUGCAGGUUUGGCUGCUGGUGAAGCUUCUUGUGUGGGAGUGACAGGGGGGCAACAACUGCAGCAGGGACAGGAAAGUCAGCAGCAGCAGAUGGCAGUUUCGCUGGGCCUAUUGCAGCAACUUCAGGCACAAAUGCAGGCGCAGGCACGAAUCAAGGCGCAUGUACACGCACAGGCACAGGCACAGGGACUUGCACAUGCACCCACACUGCAGCAGCAACAGCAGCAGCAGGAGCAGAGGCAGCCGCAACAGCUGCAACAGCAGCAGCUGCAGCCACAACAGCAGCAGCAGCAGCAGCAGCAGCAGCAGCAGCAGCAGCAGCAGCAGCAGCAGCAGCAGCAGCAGCAGCAGCAGCAGCAGCAGCAGCAGCAGCAGCAGCAGCAGCAGCAGCAGCAGCAGCAGCAGCAGCAGCAGCAGCAGCAGCAGCAGCAGCAGCAGCAGCAGCAGCAGCCACAGCAGCAACAGUUACAGGUGAAGCUCCCAUUUGGAGGGUUUGCAGGGAUCUGUACUGCUCCUGCUACAGCUUCUGCUUCUUCUCCUGUUGCCGCUGCUGCUGCUGCUGCUGCUGCUGCUCCUGCUACUCUUGCUGCUAAUAGUGGUAACACGACCACGAAUACUGCUGUGGGAAAUGGUAUUCUCAAUGGCUCCAAGGCUCCCCUUCCGCCCGAAAUCAAGGCCAACGCAGCUCAGGUGGCUCAGGCAGUGCUUCAGGCGCCUCAGGUGCCCCAGGUGCCGAAUCUACCGCAGGGUUCUCCUGGCAAGUCUGGGAUGGAAAUCAACACGGCACUGCUUGCCUCUCUGCUUGCCACUGUUUUCUCCUCUCCCUCGUUUGCCGCUGCCGCUGCUGCUCCUGCAGGACACGUGGCAGCUGGGGUAGCAUCUGGACCGUCCAUCUCGCGCGUGAAGGACGAGGAAGAUGCUGUGAUGGAGGAGGCAGGGGCGUGGGGACGGUUGGGAGGGCUUGAGGAUAUGCAGCAGCAGCAGCAGCAGCAGCAGCAGCAGCAGCAGCAGCAGCAGCAGCAGCAGGAGCAGCAGCAGCAGCAGCAGCAGCAGCAGCAGCAGCAGCAGCAGCAGCAGCAGCAGCAGCAGCAGCAGCAGAAGCAGCAGCAGCAGCAGCAGCAGCAGCAGCAGCAGCAGCAGCAGCAGCAGCAGCAGCAGCAGUAG